AUGGCGGCUGAAGAACUAAAUGUAACUUAUAUAACUCUUGGUGGUCAUGUUGAAUUACAUAAAUACAGGUAUGUUUAUUUUCUGAUCAUGUUUACAGUUUAUAUUCUAAUAAUCUGCUGUAAUUCUACUAUUGUUUGUCUGAUCUGGAUUCAUAAAAACCUCCAUGAACCAAUGUACAUUUUUAUUGCAGCUCUGUUAAUGAACUCAGUUCUUUUUAGUUCUGCUCUCUACCCAAAGCUUUUAAUUGAUUUUUUAUCUGAAAAACAGAUCAUAUCAUAUGCAGGCUGUUUGUCGCAGUAUUUUCUCUUUUACUCUUUAGGAGGUUCUGAGUUUUUACUCUUAGCAACCAUGGCUUAUGACAGGUUUGUGUCUAUAUGUAAACCUCUGCAAUAUCACACCAUCAUGAGAAAAACAGAAAUAAUGAUAUUUGUGGUUGCAGCUUGGCUUUUGCCAGUCUGUCAUAUGCUGGUGGCAACUUCAUUGAUUGCUAAUAGAAAACUUUGUUACUUUACUUUAAAAGGAAUUUUUUGUAAUAAUUCACUGUUAAAUCUUCACUGUGUGAGAUCAACAAUCAUAACUAUAUAUGGUAUUUUUGGUUUGUUAGUUUUUGUCAUUUUGCCUGUGUUGUUCACAAUUUUUACAUACAUAAAGAUUCUCAGAAUCUGUUACAAACGUAGUGCAGAUGUGAGGAAAAAAGCUGCAGAGACCUGUUUACCCCACCUGCUUGUUUUAAUGAGCAUUUCAUGUUUGAGUCUGUAUGAUGUCAUUGUGGUUCGACUGGAAUCAAAUAUUCCAAAAAUUCUUUGUUUAAUAAUGACUUUACAAAUUAUUGUGUAUCAUCCUCUCUUUAAUCCGCUGAUAUAUGGACUAAAAAUGAAAGAAAUUUCAAAACACCUCAAAAUGGAAAUAUAG
This is a messenger RNA of Thalassophryne amazonica, 912 nucleotides long. Its product is annotated as olfactory receptor 6N2-like. Gene Ontology annotation, biological process: G protein-coupled receptor signaling pathway. Gene Ontology annotation, cellular component: membrane. Bases 1 to 912 code for a protein of 303 amino acids. The transcript has a single exon. Gene Ontology annotation, molecular function: olfactory receptor activity; G protein-coupled receptor activity. NCBI's taxonomy places the organism in Eukaryota, Metazoa, Chordata, Actinopteri, Batrachoidiformes, Batrachoididae. The record is from RefSeq and is a predicted model, not a curated record.